Thunnus maccoyii (southern bluefin tuna) is the source of this 6502-nucleotide messenger RNA. It is a transcript of the gene plekhh3, whose product is annotated as pleckstrin homology, MyTH4 and FERM domain containing H3. The transcript has 13 exons. NCBI's taxonomy places the organism in Eukaryota, Metazoa, Chordata, Actinopteri, Scombriformes, Scombridae. Gene Ontology annotation, cellular component: cytoskeleton. The record is from RefSeq and is a predicted model, not a curated record. The coding region runs from base 716 to 3073 and encodes 785 amino acids. Gene Ontology annotation, biological process: signal transduction.
AUUUUAUUACUAUUAUCAUGACAUGUGAUGCUCUGUCAAUGUGGAUGAGGCGUGUGUUAUGGGCGUGUCAUUCCGGGGAGUGUCUGUAUCCAGCCAAUCAGAUCACAGACGCGAGGUCUGUGGGCGUGGUCACUCCUCCCACACUGUCCUGUCCCAGCUGCAGCACGCUUUUGUUCAAACUCAGAAAGUCAGACAGUCGCUCCUGUACAGAGGUGCGCUCCUGCGUAACUUUAACAAAAUGUGUUUAUAAAAAAUGUUGGCAGCGACAGCGUCGACGUGGUUAAACGCGUUCAACUCGACGUACUUUAACCCUUCAGUGCCACUUUUGGAGAGUAAAUAAUUUUUUCUUCUUCUUCUUUUUUUUUUUUGUUGCACUUUGUGUCGCCUCAAGUUGUUCAUACAGGGACAGCAAGGUGUCGUGAGCGAAGCAACCGGAGUCCUGGAAGAAGGGGGGAGGAUUUUCCUUGAACCAGUUUUGCUGGAGUAUGACUGCUGUCAAGUACAGUUACUAGACUCUUUUUACCGCUUCUUUGACAACAAAAAAGGAGCGAGAGUAAGCUUAUGCUACCCUUCAUCCUCCUCGCUGGAUAUCUAUGGAGAGGGUAUCCUGUAUGCUCUCACGCAGCUCUUGGACUUACUUGCGGCCGAGACAGCACCGUGAAUGUUGAUUUCCCCGACCUGGAUAGCAGAAGACGACACACUUAACCUCAUUUGAAUGCCUUUGCAAGGGGUUUGCUGGUUUCUGUGCUGCAGGCAGGGCUUCAGUUUGCUCGGACGGGACUAUGGGGAGAAAGAGGAGGAAGAGUCUUUUGAAUUGCGCAACAAGGAGGACUUGACUUCCAAUGGACGGAGUCCAGCUGAGGUGACUGUUUCUCAACCAACUCGCACAGCCAAUGGAACAAAUGGGCACACCGUCUCAGAGGUCUCUGACGAGAUGAAGAGCCUAAUCAUUGAGAAGAAUAAAAUGGGCCUGGAGGAAGAACCUGAACUGCUGGUCAAAGGAUGGCUGUUGCGGGAGGUGCGAGGCAACUGGAUCAAGCAGCGGCGGUACUGGUUUGUGCUGAGCCAAGACUCCCUCGACUACUACAGCGGACCAGAGAAAGGAGCCCGCAGACUGGGCACGCUGGUCCUCACCAACCUCUGCUCUGUCAUCUGGCCAGACAAGCAGACCUACAAGGAGACGGGCUACUGGAGCAUUACAGUAUACGGGCGGAAACACUGCUACAGGCUGUACACCAAGCACUUCAACGAGGCUGUGCACUGGGCAUGUGCCAUCCAGAAAAUCAUUGAUACCAAAGCACCCGUGGAAACACCAACGCAGCUCCUGAUCCGAGACAUUGAGGAGAAUAAGUUCAACCCAGAGGUAGUGGAGCACAUCUACCAGCACAACCCAAUCCUGAAGUACACCCAGGGUCCUCUGUACGCUCCCCUGCUGCCCUUCCCCUACGGCAGCCUGGAGCACACAUACCACAGCGGUAAAGGCUAUGGCUCGGUGCGUGAGGAGGCCGUGAAGCUCUUCAACUGCCUGCAGCAGCUAGAGUCGGCACGGGAUCCAGUUCCCAUCAUCCAGGGCGUGCUGCAGACCUGCCUGGACCUGCGGCCCCUCCGCGACGAGGUGUACUGCCAGCUAGUGAAGCAGACCAGCUACACGCCUGCCCCGUACACUGCUGCACACCUCCGCUACUGGCAGCUUCUCACAUGUAUGAGCUGCACCUUCCUGCCUGGGCCUACCGUGCUCAAGUAUCUGCGAUUCCACCUCAAGAGGAUCCAGAGCCAGAGUCCCGAGUCUGAGAUGGAUAACUAUGCAUCAUUCAUCAGCGAGGCUCUGGAGAAGACCAAGUGUCGGGAGUGUGUGCCAUCCUGGGAGGAGAUCCAGAUGCUUAUGAGCAGGCAGGAGAUGUUGUGCACUGUGCACUAUCCUGGCCCCGGAUCCUGCCAGCUCUACAUCAGCUCACACACUACAGCCAAUGAGGUGGUGCGAAGGAUGCAGGAGAAGCUCGGCCUGCAAGAGAGCAAAAACACAUUUGCACUGUACGAGCAGAACGCACUGUGGGAGCAGCCGGUCGCAGGGAGCGCUCUGAUCGCAGACAUCCUGACCAGCUUCUCCACCAAAGAGUCAGAGUCUAAAUCCCAAUGGAAACUGUGUUUCAAGCUCUACUGCCUGUUGGAUGCUGACAGCAUAUCAGUGGACAGCAUUGAAUAUCUUUUCCUCUUUGAGCAGUGCCAUGAGAUGGUGGUGCGUGGCCAGCUUCCAGCCUGUGAAGAGGAUCUCCAGGCCUUGGCUUCUCUGAGGCUUCAGUGUCUAAUGGGUGACUUCAGCACACACGCACCCUGCCCGCCUCUGGAUGAGCUUUUUCCGAGUCACAUGCUUGAAGCUCGGGUCCUCAUGUCCCUUUCCGCUCCCCAAGCCCUGCCUCCCUGCCAGGUAGCAGCUCAGGGCUGCCCCACGACGCAGCGCUUCCCGACGGGCCUCCUGGCGGGGACGCUGUGGAGCCACACAGCUACAGCAGCGCACAAGCAAAAGGUGGAGCAAGAUUUGCGCCUGCGGAGCCGGCUGAAGGAGGAGGCAGCAGCUGUUAUGGGAUCCAUCUUGGAGCGUUGGAAAGGUCUGGCUGGCUAUAGCCACAGGGACAGUAUGGCCGCCUACCUCACAAUCGCACGCCAGUGGUCAGGAUUUGGAUGCACUCUUUAUGAAGUGGACUUUUAUAUUAGUUCGACGGGGAGUUUUUCCCAGAAGCUGUGGCUGGGUGUAGCUGCUACAUCCGUUUCUUUGUAUCGGCAGGGAGAGGCAGAGGCCCUGGAGUCCUUCCCCUAUGGCCAGAUCUGCUCUUACGGUGUAUCUGACAGCAACACCUUCAAGAUCACAGCUGGGGAUCGGGAUCUGCUGUUUGAAACCACCAAGCUGACUGAGAUCAUGCAGCUGAUGAAUGCGUAUUUCAGUGCCAUCCGUCGCCAGCGAGGGAAAGGGGAAGAUGUGGACAUCACCAUCGCAGAGACCACAGAGGUGGGCUUCCAUCACCUGGCUUCGACACCUACGCACGCCCUCCUGGAGCUGCCGUCGCACCCUGUUUGAGAGGGACCCAUACCCGGAGACACCCCCAAAACCCCCCCACCGUCCUCCUCCACGUGGCCCCUAUGAGGCCCAGCCCCAGCCCUCAGGACCCCGCGCCUCCUCCGCUGGGAACGGCACGGCAGCCAAAACAAAGAGAGGGCUGUUUUCGCUCCCCGUCCGUGAAAAUAAACCGUCAGUGAGCUUUACAGCUGAAGGAGCUAGCCGACGCGGAGGGGAGGAGGGGACGGGAAGGCAAGGGGUUCUGUUUUGCAAGUGAGGCCAGAAACCCACAGAAACCAAUGCGGUUGCUGAUGAGGUGUCACACACCCCCCACCCCAUCCUGUCACGCAACCACCUCUGUUACUCUACAUGGCAACACACGCUACCCCAACCUCACCCCCCAACUCCCACCCCCCCCCCUCCACCCCCCCACACCCCCUUGACAAUGUGAGACGUUGGUGUGAGCCUUGCUACAUCAGGGAGAGAUAGCAUCAUAAGAGUUAGGACUUAUGGCAACAGUAAGCUGUGGUACUCCCCUCAUGAAGGUAUGGCUUAGAGUGAAAACACUACUCUCUCUCUCUUUCUCUCUCUCUCUCUCUCUCUCUCUCUCGAAGUGUGCCAUAUUUGUAUUGCCUUUCCUAGAAGGCAAUCGUCCCUCAUGCACUGCUGGAAUAGUGUUGAGAACAUUCAGCAACACACACACACACACACACAUACACACACACCCUCCCCUGUCUUUGGCUCUCUCUUUCUCUCUCUCUCACACACACACACACACACACAUAUACACACUUGCUCUCUCAUGCACCCUUAUGCUGACUUGUUCAUCAGAGACGGUCAGUUUUCAUAAGGUCCCAGCCAGGCUUGCAUUACCUGGAACUGUUGAUGCAGUGAGCCAUGUGAACUUGGAACUGGAAACAGAUGUUGCACUCUGUAGCUAAGUCACUUUGGCUGCCAUGGCCAUAUAGACUCUUACCGAUGGGAUUAUCAGUUUUGUGUGCGUGUAUGUGUGUGUGUGUGUGCGUGUAUGUGUCUAUUUGAUUAAGAAAACAAUUUCCUGGAUGGGACUUAAUUGUGUUUCACAGAAACCAAAGGAUUUAGGGGCUGUUUCUACAUUGUUUCCACCAAAAUGCUCUGAUUUGUCCUUAGUUGUGCUGCUUGUCUUGGCCGUAAUCCUCGACAUGAAACUUGGUUAACACUUGACUGAUUGGAUAAUUUUGCUUAUUGUCAGUUACUUUCCUAAUGCAGCUCGACUCUGCUGAAAAUAACAGGUGCUUCUCUGUUUCUUAUUGUUAUUUUCAUAAUGUAUAUAUUGAGUACACACACACACACAAAAAAAAACCCCCAGUCAGUGAUCAUUGAAGAUAUCACAAUAUUUGCCAUGAAGUUCCCCAUCUGUCCCCAUCUGCUAUUCAAACACACUUUUUUAAUUAGGCCAUGGAUGCUUUUGUAGUACUAUUUAUGCAGACUGCGAUUUUUUUUUUUUUUUUUUUUUUUUUUACUGUCCUUCAUGUCUUAAAUGCAGACCUAUGUGUGUUUUCAUUAGGUUUGCUUUAACUGAUCAGAGCCAUGAUGAUGUUUUUGGUUCUGUACCUUAAAGCAUGUGUAAAUCCUGUGUAGCUCCUUCUUUGUGUUCACCGUUUGAGUAUUCUUGUGAAGCCAAAGUUUUGCCAAGUCAUGGGUUUCAGCAUGGACCAAAGAUGUUUUUUUUUUUUUCUUUUAAUAAGCUUUUAUAACAAGAAAUUAUCCCAAAGCAGAUAGAUCCCCCCAAUUUAUAUUUUCCUUUUUUUUUUUUCAUUUAUUCAUUUUUAUUUAAACUUGAAUAUCAGACAAAUAUGAAGACAUCCAGUUGUAUACAUUGUACACUUUUAUUUAAUUGUAGUAGAUGACCAUUUUAGGAAUUUGAGACCAUAGAUAAUUUUUACAGUCCUGUCUGCUACACAACCCCAUGUGAUAACCAGCCUCAAAACUCAAGACAUAAAUCCUCUCACCAUGGAAGGCCUUGACGAGUCAUUGCACAGUCAGCCCUUUGCUUUUUCUACUGCAGCUGCAGGCAGCUCUGAGCUACAUGUAUUAAAAUAAAAAUAAAAUCAAAUUGCGGAUGUUUUUGCUUUGUAUUAAGCUUGUUUGUAUGCUGCAUGGUACCUUUUUAUGUAAUGUGUGUAUAGUUCAUUGCACUAUUGUUUGUUCUUAACUAACUUGGAAGUGCAAUAAGACUAUAAAUACUGUAUGUAAUUAAUAAAAACAGCACCAUUUUACCAUAUUUAGUCUUUGGUACUAUUGUCUAGCGUCAGCUCUCAUUUCCCUUGUUUCAUUUGCAGAGAAUGUGCUUUCUUGUACCUCGACUAGUGAAGCAGUGCAAGACUAUUGUUUUCAACCAGGCACAUUUUUAUAAAAGGCUCAAGUUUGGCGCCAGCAGCGGAGCUGAAAGCUACCUCCCCUGUAGCUUUUCUGCUUAAGAACAACAGUUGGUUGAGCAAGCGUUGCUAAGUGCUUUUACGUUCCCCUGUGGUAAUGAGCCUUAACUGAGUUGGAUGAACAGCUACUGACCACCAGUACACUACAGCUCCAGGUGAGGGGGCGGGGGGGAACAUGGCGUUUCAUUAUUUUACAUACAGGUUUGAACAAUUCUCUCCACAUAAAAUCUACCAAACAUGCCUACAGAUAAGAAAUGUUUCAAAUAGAAGAUACAAAAUAAUAGAAAAUUUGUUUAUUCCUAUUCGUCAUUUCAAACAGGUCCAACAAACAAAGCAACAUGAAACAGUAUAUUCAUUUAGACGAUAGAGAAGGCCAGUGAACCAGCUAUUCUUUAAAGUAUAUUUACAGGCAUAGAAAUGAAGCGUUUAACGAGAUCCAUCCUUGUACAAUGUCCAUCUGUGCAAACUGUUACUUUCUCUGUUGUUUAAAUGUCAAUGCAGUUUAUAUGGCAGGUAUUUAAACAUCAUUUUUGGCUUAAGCCAAGCUUCAACUUGACAUUCUUGUUGGUCGUGUACAGUGGUAACAAAUGAGCAAUGUGUAUCAGCAGCAGAUAGACGGUACAAAGCACCAUGUCAGAAAUGUGUGGGAUGCAAGAACCUGCAUUAACCAUCAUGCAAAUCAUUCCAUCUGUACUCCCAUUAUUUCAAGGCAAUCAUCCCCUAGACUGUGGACGUUUCACUGUAAAUAAACUGCACAAAAACGAAAAACACUGUACUCAGUAUAAAAAAAAUAGACCAAAACAAGGCAACAAGUUGUCUUUCAUUAAUGAAGACUUUUUAAAAUAGGCUUCAAGGGGGGGAAAGAUGAGUUUAGGAGAAAGAAUAAAGUAACUAUUAACAGAUAUUUAUAGAUUUUUUUUAAGACAUACUGAGGUUUUCUGCACAAACUUGCAGGGAAGAGGUGCUCUUACUUUCAUUUCACUGGACUAGUACAUAAAGGUUGCUUUAUGUAUACUGACUUUGACAAUCUCAG